AUGAGCAACAUUAGGGAGCCAGUUGACUCGAUCCUGGAAUUGCUGACCUGUGCUAACCCAACCGUCCAUCAUACUGGACCUAAAAGCAGGACCAACACCAGAAACCCGCACUACCAUUUCCCCACGCAGGUUAAAGAAUGGGAAGAAUUUCAGGACUUUGAUGUGCUGGGGAAGGUCUUUGGGGGGGAGCUACUAAAAGAGGCUCUCCAGGCAAGAAAGCUGCAUCCUCCCUUUAUUCGUGAUAGGGACAAUAUUCGGCUUGAGAGCGAUGAGCCCAAGGUUCGACAAUUGAUUGAAAAGUGGAACCAGGAGGUUGUCAUGUCGGCGAUACAUCCCAUACGUGGCCGAUUCCACCCGGUAAUUUGGGAUAAGGGGGAAGCUCCUGACGACGCUGAUUGCGAGUACGAAUCACCGGAGCCGCCAGAGAAGCAGCGAGAACAGCCAGGCCGAAAGUGUAUCGCAAAGCGUACGCCGCGUCGUAAACAUUCGUAUGCAAAAUUCAAGCCCGACUCUGGAUCUGUUUCGAGCAACCCAACAUCGGAAAAGGAUGCAAGGAAGGAGAAAUUCGUCAAGGAAUACAAAGUGGCAACUAAAUGGAAAAGCAGUUGGAUUCAUGAAAGGGGAUUGGUCAAUGAAUCUGGGAAAUGGAACAAGGAAAUGAGUCGCAGGAAUCCUGCCGGGCUGCCAGUCAUACAGACAUUCACCUACUGCGUUCAGAAUAUGUGUCGUUACGGAUGCAUCCUCACUUGCGAAGAGGCAUUCAUCUUCCGAGAGACUCAUUUCGAGGAAAGGCCAGAUGCUUGCAACACUUGGACCAUUAACCUGGCUUUAUGGUUUAUGCACGUCCUAGCUGGCAACGAAGCUGGUGUGAAUUGGGCAUACCCUCGACUUGAAAUCGAGACUAGCCUCAACUCAACGCAAUCUGCAUCGCAGGAAGCGCGUCUUUCUAGCGUCUCUCAAGACUCCGAAGACGAAGUUUACGAGGAAAACCGAGAUGAGCUGAAUGCGGCUAAUAAACUUGAAAAUCCCGUAGUCUAUGAAACUGGGACAUUACCCAUGACUCCAGAAACAAGGAUGCCGGCGAAGCGGAAAUGGGAAAUGGGUGGACAGUUUGAUUCAGAUACCGAGGAGAACACAGAAACGGAGGAGGAAGAGCAAGCUGAGACAGACGACAGGUUUCUCCAUUCGUUUGAUGCUAAACGCCGCUUCGUUCAGGUUUAG
Clonostachys solani is the source of this 1221-nucleotide messenger RNA. The record is from the annotation of a GenBank genome assembly. Lineage: Eukaryota; Fungi; Ascomycota; Sordariomycetes; Hypocreales; Bionectriaceae.